AUGACUACACAAAUGAGCCGGCAGCCAAGAGAACCUUGCAGCUUGUGUUGCGGUAUUAUCAGCUAUAUCACUAACGGACUGGCCGAAGAAUCGGCCGAAAUAGUCAUCAACCAGCCUCCAUGGCAUACAACAACUCAAGAAAUCCGAGAAUCUAGUCGGGAUUGCAUUCUCUGUGAGACCAUUUGGCAGGCGGUCUUCUUACCGCGGCUAAAAGAAGUCACGCAUGACUAUCCGGGCGCCGCAGCUCUGCUUGUGUCACUCAAGUUUGGCAGCCACCGCAAAGCCAAUGGGGUGCAUUGGGCCAAUGUUUACACGAACCUGACAGCUGGCAGAGAGAAAUUCCGUAUUGUGCGGGUUGACUCGAUUGGGAUCUCGCUUCAGCCACAAGACGUGGCAAAAGACAAGCUGCGUCUUGUGCAUUUGGGGGAUGAGCCGCCCACAGAAUUACGAUAUGCGACGUUGAGCCACUGCUGGGGAGGCAAGUUGCCUAUAUUCACGUCGCGAGCAACACGGAAAGACUUUGAGAAGUCCAUCCCCGAGGACUCCCUCCCACAAACCUUUCGUGACGCAGUUCAAAUAGCUCGCUCCUUGGACAUCCCGUAUCUUUGGAUUGAUGCUUUAUGUAUUGUGCAAGACGAUAUCGAUGAGUGGCAACGUGAGGCAGCCAAGAUGCAACACAUCUAUUCUGGAAGUUUCCUGACUAUCGCUGCGUGCGAAUCCAAGGACAGCACUGAAGGAUGCUUCACGAACAAUUCCAGUCUUUCCAGACCUCCUAUUGACUGUCUGCUGCAGUCCCCAAGAGAAGAGCACGGUAUACACCAUAGCCGCAAUGCCGAUUCGAGUUACCGAUCCCCCGAGGAAGCAUAUGUGAUCUCGCUGGGUAUCCCUGGAUGGUCAUCGAAAGUCAUGGUCCGAGUUCAGCCAGGAACUCCCUGGUCCACCCAACGCACCCAACAUCUUAGCACCCGUGGUUGGGUCCUACAAGAACAACUUUUAUCGAACAGAAUCGUUCAUUGCAUGCGGUCGGAUGUCCAUUGGCAGUGCCGCCACAUAUAUAAAACUCAAGCUGGGCAGAUAAUCGACAACGAAACGCUACUUGAAGAUGGAGACAGCUUUUUUUACUCACCAUCAAAGAGACAAGAUCGGACGUGGUGCAACUGGAUGGAAGACUAUUCGACAAGGAACUUCAGCAUCACAGGUGAUCGAAUCCCAGCUUUAACAGGCAUCAUGGAUCACUACGGAACUAUAACGGGAGACUCACAUCUGCUAGGAUUAUGGAAAAAGACUUUUACUCGAGAUCUCCUAUGGAUUCGUGUCGGAGACAUCAAGGGUGAUCCCUGCGCGAACACCCCCUCCUGGACUUGGCUGUCUUGCUACGCUCCCAUCGAGAUCGAUCCCUUCACCCUAACUGAUUUCGAUGAGAACCCAAAGGAGGAUCACAUUGUCCUACUGGAAAGUGAAGUGAUCUGGUCAGGCCCGCCAAUGACAUCAAAAAUUCAAUCUACGCGUUUAGUCAUCAGCGGUCCUCUACAAAUGCUUCGAUUUAGGGUGGACCCGAAAAGCAAAGCAAAGUUCAACCCGCCAUAUCUUCAUCUUGAGGGGGAAGAUCUAGACGAAUCCGACCCCACUCCGUGGACGUGCAUCGGGCAGUUUGAUGCCGGCGAACCCUUUCCUGGGAAGUACGUGGAGUAUCUCUGUCUGCUCGUACGAACACGAAAGCACAGUGACCAAGGGAGGUUCAAGGAGGCGUUCCUUAUAUUGGAUCCCGUAGGAGACCCCUCAUGUCAGGAUAAUGAAGAUCAACCGCCAACCUUCCGCAGGAUUGGAAUAGGGUGCAGGAGGGGUGCCGCCAGGACGUUCAUAUCCGCCAAGAGAGGGUUGAUUAGACUUUGUUAA
Molecule: messenger RNA, 1896 nt
Organism: Clonostachys byssicola
Lineage: Eukaryota; Fungi; Ascomycota; Sordariomycetes; Hypocreales; Bionectriaceae
Source: the annotation of a GenBank genome assembly